Cladophialophora immunda is the source of this 1297-nucleotide messenger RNA. RefSeq lists its product as uncharacterized. The record is from RefSeq and is a predicted model, not a curated record. Bases 286 to 1065 code for a protein of 259 amino acids. The transcript has a single exon. Lineage: Eukaryota; Fungi; Ascomycota; Eurotiomycetes; Chaetothyriales; Herpotrichiellaceae.
CUUCGGCCUUGUUUCAUUCCGCCAGCUGCCCAACCACAACUACAUCUCCUCGCAGCUGCUUGUCUCCUUGUGUAAACGGACGAGGGCUUCCUCUGAGCAAGGCUUACUCCACUUCUUUGUCAUUCUUCUUCUGUUCUACCGGCAGGAGCAAUCUUUUGUCUUGAGGCUCGCCAUCAAAACAAACCCCUCCCUCGGUCGUCUCGUAAUCAAGACCUUUUGACAUCGGCACGAGGCACCGCUACUAAAUCACCUCAUCGACCUCCAGAGCCUCCUCGAGUCUUCAUCAUGGACUCGAUGAGGUCUCUCAACACCUCAUUACCCUCGACUCGACCUGCACCUCCCGAACAACUCCUCCAAGCCUUUCGAACCGCCGCCCUCUCCGUCACAAACCUGUACAAGUCGGCAGUCACAGACCAGAACGCCAGCCGCCAAGCCGGGUACCAAGAUGCUCUUGAGGACUUGUUGAGCUUUCUGGAUAAAGAGAAUCUCGGUCUACAAGAUGGCGAGGGCUGGAGAGUGAGGCAGUGGGCGACGGAAAGAUACGAAGGGUCCACCCAUCAUCAUCAGAUCGAAAGCGACGAUGAAAGAAGCGAAACGGGGCAAAGACAGCGAGGCAGCACUCCAACAGGCGAGCAACCGGUGGCAACUCCAGCAGCAGCUCAGUCUGCACCUUCAAGAGCAGAGUCUGGUACGCAAACCGAUGAACGCCUAAGUCCUCCGCCUCAGGAGCAGACGACGACGACUCCCAUGUUCUACUUCAGUGAAAACCAUUCCUCGACAGCGCUUGACGACAUGCAGACCGAUGAGGACAACAGUGCACCUUCAGAAGCUCAGGCGUCCUCAUCAACAUCAGGCAACACGAGUCGAGCAACUUUUGUCAACAGCCGAGGCAAUCGCACACCUCAUAGGACCGGCAACCAGAGACACGGAACCCGAUCAUCGACACGAGAACUUACCUUCACCGCUGGUACGAAGCGAAAAUUCCAGAUACCCGAUUUCUUUGACAUUUCCAACAUUGGACCGAGGGAUGGAUUCGAAAGCAGCAAGAGGGGACGGAUCUCAUGACCUUUGGCUUACCCGACUCGGUUUAUGUGUUCAGCGCCAUGAUCAAGAUCUUUUCUCCCUAAUGCAUGGGAAGGUAUAUUCUUAUGAGGACAUGACCAUCAGCAUGGCGAAGUUUAGUUGCAUUAGAGUACAUUCAUGUAUUGGCUCGGGUUGAGCAUUCUAGACAGACAGAUACAGAGUACCUUUGACGGGGUUGUGACAUGCUGCCCCUAAUGCAGAUUGACUCCUGAAA